Molecule: messenger RNA, 753 nt
Organism: Olea europaea var. sylvestris
Lineage: Eukaryota; Viridiplantae; Streptophyta; Magnoliopsida; Lamiales; Oleaceae
Product: glucose-6-phosphate 1-dehydrogenase, cytoplasmic isoform-like
Exons: 6
Biological process (GO): pentose-phosphate shunt, oxidative branch; glucose metabolic process
Cellular component (GO): cytosol
Molecular function (GO): glucose-6-phosphate dehydrogenase activity; NADP binding
Source: RefSeq, a predicted model, not a curated record
GCAACAAUGAUUCUGCGUAUACACAAUGAAAGAUGGGAAGGUGUGCCCUUCAUACUCAAGGCAGGGAAAGCGCUAAAUUCGAGGAAGGCAGAAAUACGUGUUCAGUUUAAGGACGUUCCUGGCGACAUAUUUAAAUGUCAAAAACAAGGAAGAAAUGAAUUUGUAAUACGUCUGCAACCUUCAGAGGCCAUGUACAUGAAACUUACGGUCAAGCAGCCCGGCCUGGAGAUGUCAACUGCUCAGAGUGAACUAGACUUGUCUUACACACAACGUUACCAAGGGGUUGUCAUUCCAGAGGCUUAUGAACGUCUUAUUCUCGACACAAUAAAAGGUGAUCAGCAGCAUUUUGUUCGUAGAGACGAGCUGAAGGCUGCAUGGGAGAUUUUUACACCCCUUCUACACCGAAUCGACGAUGGAGAGUUUAAGCCAAUUCCAUACAAGAUGGGAAGUAGAGGGCCUGUAGAAGCAGAUGAAUUGUUAGAAAGGGCAGGUUAUGUUCAAACUCAUGACUAUAUAUGGAUACCUCCAUCCUUAUAAAUGAAGUUCCUCCACGACUAUGAUCCAAGCGCGGUCGUGUGAUAAUGCAUCUAUGUUGUAUUAUUGUAAUUUCCUCAACAAUUUAUUUUCUCGGUUAGUUUUACUUUCAUUGCAGAGAUUGAGAUCAAGAAUAUUUCAUGCAUGCUACAAAUAAGAGCUCUCGCACAAUGAAUUAUGUAUCGAAAGCUAAUAAAAAUCCAAGUAUUUGGAUGGCUA